Messenger RNA from Echinococcus granulosus, 2526 nucleotides. RefSeq names its product Tyrosine-protein kinase ABL1. Lineage: Eukaryota; Metazoa; Platyhelminthes; Cestoda; Cyclophyllidea; Taeniidae. Gene Ontology annotation, molecular function: ATP binding; transmembrane receptor protein tyrosine kinase activity. The record is from RefSeq and is a predicted model, not a curated record. Gene Ontology annotation, biological process: positive regulation of kinase activity; cell surface receptor protein tyrosine kinase signaling pathway; protein phosphorylation. Gene Ontology annotation, cellular component: signaling receptor complex. The transcript is spliced from 10 exons. Bases 1 to 2526 code for a protein of 841 amino acids.
AUGAAAUGGUGUUUGAAGGUUUUGUUCUAUCACUGUCUCCUAAACAGCGAUCUGGCAGCCCGCAACUGUCUAGUGGGCGAUCAGUACACCAUCAAGGUGGCCGACUUCGGCUUGGCGCGCUAUAUGCAACUGCAUGAGGACACAUACACCGCCCGUAAUGGGGCCAAAUUCCCCAUCAAGUGGACUGCCCCCGAGGGACUUGCCUAUUUCCGCUUCUCCUCCAAUCGCACGAAGUUCGUCUCUAGAAGGCUUGCUUACCAGCCAUCCAUGGGCAAAGAUACUGCCGAUUUUGGUAAAGAUUCACUGCAUUCUCAAAGGCCGACAGAACCCUCAGAAAUUAUCACCGGUACCGUGGCCUCAGCCAGAGUAGCCAUGGUCGCCAUUUCACCUCAACUUCGCUGGACCAAUGAAUGGUCUGAUGUGUGGGCAUUUGGGGUUGUGCUUUGGGAACUGGCCACCUACGGUCUCUCUCCCUAUCCUGGUGUGGAACUGCACGGUGUCUACCAACUUCUGGAAAAGGGUUACCGCAUGCAACGUCCUCAUGGCUGUCCUGAGUCCGUUUACAGCAUUAUGCUGCGAUGCUGGUCCUGGGAGGCAGCGGAUCGUCCAACGUUUUUGUCGAUUAAGGCGGAAUUGGAGGAAAUGUGGCGAACUAUCGAUAUGGCAGAGGCUGUAGCUCAAGAGCUGGCCACUCCGCCAGCAGCCCAAACCACAGACCACAUGCAAUUCAUCACUGCCACCUCUACCACCGCCACCGCUACCACCACCAUUACCACCGCAGUCGGUGUUGGCCCUGGUAUCGACGGCGGGGGCGAAGCGAUGAUGUCUCCUGUCCCCGUUUCCAUGAUUGUGCGUAUGCCAUCAUACCAACAGGAUGAUGACGAGGCCGCAGAAAACCCUUCCUCUCCCUCACAAUCCGCCACCUCCUGCACCUCUUCCUCUUCUGCGGCUGCCUCUUCCUCCGGUGCUGCUGAAACUGAUGGUCAGGAGGGCGAUGAUGAAGGCGAGGAGGACUUGCGUCUCAAAUCACUUGUUGAUAAGGGCGCGUUGUGCUCAACAGCCAAUUGGAUCACAACGCGGACCUCUGACAGUCUCUACCAGGGCGACUACAUAGUCAGUGGUGGUGGUGGUGGAGGCGGUGGCGUUGUCCGGGCGACACCCGCCUCUGAUUUACCCUUCGCCACGCACAAAUCUACCACCUGCGAUAGCCAGCUCUCCGCUCCCGCCUCCCUGCCUCCUCUCCACCAUCUCCAGCAGUUCCAACACCAUCGCAAUAGAGCCAACAAUCACAGCCAUCACUACCACCGUCAUUAUCAGCACCAGCUUCAGCACUUAGAAACUGGACGAAGCAUGCCUAGACGUCGAAGCGGACCUAAUCAUUCGGCCGGCCAGUUCGAGGAAGGUUCCCUGCGGUGUCCGGUGCGACCGAGGGAGAAGAACAUAACACCAGCAGAGAGCGGUGUGGGUGAGUCGAUAGUCUCAGCGGACUCGCCGGGCGGGAAUAGCAACGCAAGGCAACAAGAGGAGGGGGCAGUGGUAAUGGCUCCACAGCGGAGUAAUCACAAGGCGGCUGCAGUGGUAGCAGUAGCAGUUGAAGCGAACAAUUGUUGUGUGACGCCUACGAGGGAUAUGAUAUCAGAAGUGGCCCCUGAUGAAAGGCGUAUGCGGCUCGAUGUCGAGUCAGUGACACAAUUCACUACCCUGCCAGCACAGGACCGCAUCACACGGUACUUGGAGAGUCUGGGCGAGCUCGGUGACUUGUCGGAAGAGAAGACCCCAAAGGCCAAGGGUGGUGCACAUCCACCCCACCCCCCUCUUCUGUCCCAUUUCCCUCCCCCUCCGCCAGUACCCCCACCACCACAGCCCGCACAGCAUCUUCGCAACUCCCGAAUGCUGCCCACUGAGCAUCGACGAAAUGCCGUGGGACGCUCUGCCUCAUGUUACCAGACUGUGCCCAGCGCGCAGCUGCUGCUGCCACCCGCCACGACCACCACCAACGGUUCGGUGGAGACGCAAGAGAGCCUUCCAACCACCUCCACUCCUAGCCCCGCGGUGGGUGAGACUGUCACACCCACCGACGAUGUCUAUCAGGCACCAAAUCUAGCGCAGGAUAGCAGCAUUGGCGGUAAUGGGGGUGUGAAGGCAGCGCCAACCGCGGAAGUGUCGUCUGAAGUAGAGCAAGCGGAGCUGACCGCCUGCCUGAAUACCCUCUCGCUGGAGGCCACUGAACUCUCCACCGCCUGUCCUCAACUCGCCGCCGAGUUGUCUGCCCUCUCGCUGCAACUCUCGGCCUGUCGCGGGAAGAUCGAAGCGCGCUUACGUGCCUCCGCCAACGGAGUCGGUGGCAGUGCAGAGGAGAAUCACUGCUUGGCAGGCGUUGCGCAAGCUUUGCGGCACAUUCAACAAGCACUCGCAGAGAUGCGCGCGCGAGUGGAAGAGGCACAAACUCCCACCCCUCCCCUGCCGGCCCCCUCUGCUACAGCCCCUGCUGCCACAAACGCCAAUGCUACUACCGUCUCUACCUAG